UUUGUUUGUUUUCUUUUACACUUAAAACAAAUUCUCUGCCUUUCCAAGAGCUGUUCUUUUCAGCAAUAAUUCCUUAGUUAGACAAAACCAUAGAGACCUCACGGGCUGUUUAUAUGUUAAGCUGGUUCUUGUGUUAAAUUCUUUCACCUCAGUCCACAAACCACAAGCUACUUUUCACUUGUAAUUCAAAGCCGUUAACUGUGCAACUUUGACUCUGUUUAUCUCGCUUGGAUAAGUUUCCUUUUGAUUUAUUAAUACUACUCGAGAAACACAAGACUCUGUUUGCGCGGAGGUCUAUCUGACUAGCGAGGUUUUUUUCAAAACGCGUCGAAGUUCAACGAGGCCCAGUUUUGUGAUGAUUUUAUGAUUUUGAUCAAACGUUUUGUGUAAUAUAUCUAAGUUGGAUCUCUUUUGUCCCGUGGAAGUCUACCCAAUCUAAUAUUAUGAAAUCAAGAAGUUGUUUUGUUAUACCGUUGUUUCUCUGCCAAUUCGUAUGGAUCUGUGCUAGCAAGGAGACGGCGGAAAAGGCGGAGAAACGAUUUGACAUUAGAGGCAAGGAAUGGGUGGCAGCUCAAAAAAUAAUCAACAAGUUGGUUGACGAGAGUAUAGCUAGCAGAGUUUCAGAAGCUGAACGUGAUGUUGAGCAUUUAUUAGAGUCAAAUAUCGCUGACCACAUCAAGAAGACCAGCAAAACAAUCCUCCGAAAGUUACCAAAAGAAUGUUCAGACAAGAUUGAGCACUGCACGGCCCUGGCCAGGUCUGGAGUCUGCAAGACAUCCCCAAAAGCUAUGCGCAAACACUGCGCGAAAACUUGCAACUUAUGCGAGGACAAUUUCAUAGAUGUCACACCACAUGCCGUCGCUCUCAAACAGAAAGCAAGGAAAUAUCUCAAGAAACGGCCAGCAAUACCAGUCAAAACGACACAUUUUCCAAAAACAGUAACACUGAAGGCGGUUCCACAGGAACCCAAAACUGAACACUCUUUACGAAAGAACAAGUUAGCAAAAUACGAAGACGGGUUUAUUCCAGCGGACACGAUUAAAAUUCUUCACUCGAUCGAACCUCUUCUCUCGCAACAAACGAAAGGAGUAAUGAAAUUCCACGAGAAUGACUUGUCUCCAGAAAACGAAAAGAUUCGCGACGCACAGAAGCUACUGGAGUACGUGAAGGUUCUCAACCCACCCAAGAGCUUUCUCGAAGGAAAAAUUUCCUUUGGAAACGAUAAGAAAAAAUCCACAACUUCUAAGAAACUUAAAAAGGCGGAGAAACACGAGGAUAGAGAAGAUGAGAAAGAAGAAAGCAGUAAACAAAAAGCCGAGGUUAAAGAAGAUGAUAAAUCCAAAGCAAAGCCAAGCAACAAGGCGGCGAAAUCGAGCGUCGCUAAGAAGAAACUUAAAACCAAGGGAACACCGCUGACGAGUUUAACGAAGACAGUCACUUACAAGAAUCACAAAUACAAGAUUACGCCAGUCGUGGACUGGGAGCGAAUCUCUAAAAUGCUGGAAAGUCUUGGGUACAAGGCAGUUCAUAUUGUUGGUGUCAAAGACAAGAGCAUCCACAAAGAUCUUACAGAGCAUCUGAAAAAACACGGGGUGGACAAAAUUUUGACUCAUAAGGGAAAAGAAAAAGCCGCUGCGGAAACAUUUGUGUCAGCAGUUCACCGAGAAAAGUCUUGGCAUAACAGUGAAUAUUUCAAAAGCCACUGCCACCCCGGGUGCCUCACAAGCUGCGUCUCCUCCUGCAUGCCCGGAUGCUGUCCUGAACACGACAAGGUUUCAGUCGUGACAAAACUCGCCAAGCACUGUCACCCAUCCUGCCUUACGAGCUGCGUGCCUGCUUGCGGUAGUGGCUGCUGUUCGAUAGAAGACGAAAGAAAGAGAGGACACCACUUCCUACAUUAUCAGAAGAUUGCAGACUACCACAAGGCCAAGGACGCAGCAAAGAGUAAGAACAAAAGCCCACCAGCCAAGCAGCAUGACGAACCCAAGAAGAACAACAAGAAACAACAAGACAAAGUUCCAUGCCAUCCUCAGUGUAAAGAGACGUGCAUUUCGUCUUGUGGCAAAGGGUGCUGCUCAGAGGAGGGGGAGAGGUUGAGGGACGAGCAAGAGAGGAAGGAGAAAGACGCAAGGGAAAAAGAGAAAAAGGAGAAGGCAAAAGCACUUCAGGAAAUGUACAAGCCACAGCCCAGGCUCUGCCCGGCUCCGUGUCCCCAGGUUUGCGCACCAUCUUGUGCAGACGACUGUUGUGCUUUUGGUAAAUUUGCGGCACCGCCGGCACCAGGAAUGCCCGCUUUUGAACAACCACAUCCUGGCCUCGUCCCUAACGUACCAUACCCUCACUCCAAAGUUAUACCCAUCGAGGCUUUUGCCUGUAAAGAAUCGUGCAAGUUCUCGUGCACGUACGAUUGCCCUCGCGACUGUUGCCAACCAGAAGAGCUCGCGCAGGAGGAAGCUCACGAAACCGCCGCGCUAGCGUCUCCAACGACAGUGGGAGCACCACAAGCUAUGGCCUACCAAGACCUCGCUCCGGCUUUCCCCACCUGCCCUAGUCCAUGCCCUGGUGGCUGCUACCCCUCAUGCACUGUAGCUUGCUGCACCUCGGCUCUGGGUCUUCCGCAAGGGAAUGAGGCCGAGUUGAGCCCGGAAGCCCAUUCUUCGACUAAAAGAGUGCUGCACGUCACUCACCUGGUUCGACCAAUCACAGGUUUGAACGGAUGCGCGCUGUCCUGUGCUUCGCACUGCACGCCCGCAUGCGCACGGUCUGGCUGCUGUGAUUCGUCAAAGAGAAGAAAAAGAUCAAGUCACCAUGUUUAACUUUUUCCUGAUAACAAAGGACUUUGCUUCGAAUGCAAACUUGGAGCAUUGCAUUGUUUAACUCGCGCUUACUACCAUGAAAACCCAAAGUGUACAUUUUUCCCUGGCAAUGUUCAAAAUUGUAAAUGUUUGCCGCAAAAUCUUAUUGAUAUGAAGAACAAAAACAUACCAUACAGUAGAAUAUCAUAAAUUGUAUGGUGAGGACGAAAGGACAACCAUUCCAUAGACAUUUCGUUCAAAUAAACUUUUAGUCACCGAGGUCGCUUCCAUUAUGCUUUCUUUCUAAGAAUCUUGUAAGAACUUCUUGCAAAGAUUCAAGUAUAGAUGCAGUUCAUAAUUAAGAUUGGACGAGCUUUUGCAAGUCUCUAUACAGACUUAAAGCUUUUGAAAGACUGUCGACACAUCAAUUUCUAUUUGUAGCUUAGGCUGUAACUGCAUGUAAACGGAAUAUGUUUAUUCGUUUCUUGUACAUUAUUAUAAAUGAUGGUAGCCAUCAUACAGUAUCGCAUUUCUUUAACAAUAAACUCUUUAUAUUAUCACCACUGGCUUCAGCUUUUAUUGUUAAGUGUGAAAAUGCCAGAUCUCCAACGUGGUCGUCAUCUUGCCCUUCUCUCCUCGUGGAGAUUGGGCACAUCAAUCCGUCUCCUCCAAUCAACUCGGUCCUUUACCACUACCUCUCCCUCCCUCCAUGUCUUGAAUCCGAGAUGGUCUCUCUACUUGUCGAUCGUUCUUCACAACGUCUCUCGUCGGCGUUUGCCUUCGGGUGCGCAUGUUUGUGCUAUCUUGGGAUUUUGAUCUGAAGCCAUUCUUAAAACAUGUCUCAGCCAUUUCAAUCUCCUAGCUCUUACUUGUUGACUGAUUGUCCUCGCGCCUGGUCUUCCUCUAAUCUCUUCAUUACUGACCUUCAUCGGCCAGAAAACUUUCAGGAUUUUCUUCAAGCAUCGUAGUACAAAUAAGAAAUAUUUGUUUGUGAAUGGGAGAAAAGGACGUGGUUUUGGGGACAUGCGUCGGAGUGGUCGGUGGUUGGUGGGAGGGGGAAAUCCAAUAUUAUUGACUUCAAGACUAAGCUGAUAAAAUAAAGAGUACAAUGAGGAAGGGGAAACCCGCUAUACGUCAUAAUUUGUCGAAUAAGAAACAUGACAAUGAAAAUGAUUUUCAAGGAUUUAAAAAUGUUCGAGGCAUUCCCAGGCUUAUGUUGGAGUAGUCAAAAUAAACUUGAAAAUAGAGCGGGUGAAGAAUAUAAAAGCAGAGACCGAUACAACAUAGGAUGGGUUAAUAACUUGGUGUGCUAAAUCCAGUCUGUGAGCAUUCCUGUAACUGUUCCGAAGAUUGAUCAAGGAUCGUUGAAUACAAAUACUUCCAAUAGCCUUCCAAAACUGUCAAAGACAAGCAAGAUCCUUACACGCUGGUCUUCUUUUUGUUAGGAAAUUGAACUUUUAGAUCCUGGGGGUCGAGAGCUCGUAGCGUGCUACUAUCCUUGUGUUGUGCUUUGUUCUCGUCAAUAUACAGAUGAGGAAAUGAGCACUGGCAAAUUGAUGAGGCGAGGUUGAUCUGUGAUGAACUGAGUGUCCAUCCAUGAUCCAUAAGGAACUUCAUCACUUCAUCGCUUACUUCAACAACAAUUAUUUCGUUUUGAUAUAUACAUUGUCUUGGUCGGUCCUCCAAGGUUUCACAAAGAAGAAAGACACUGAAGUAAUUUUUGCUCUUGGGACACUGAGUUUUUAAAGCUCCAGACCCGUCUUGGUCCCAAAAUUUGAGGUCAAAUUGCUUUGUUUACGCCAAACUUUAAACUCAUCCCUUAAGUACGCAUUCCCGGAAGGUCCUCCCUUAAGAAUGUUAAUAUUUA
This is a messenger RNA of Orbicella faveolata, 4662 nucleotides long. RefSeq lists its product as uncharacterized. The record is from RefSeq and is a predicted model, not a curated record. Lineage: Eukaryota; Metazoa; Cnidaria; Anthozoa; Scleractinia; Merulinidae.